AUGACCGAGCACGAGGAGGAGUCCAACCACUCUUCAUCAGCUCUCUACCCUCUGAAGAGACACUGGACGUGGUGGUAUUUGAACGAUGAGCGUACGAAAUCGUGGGAGGAUCGUCUGAAGAAGGUGUACACCUUCUCGACGGUUCCAGAAUUCUGGGCUCUCUACGACGCCAUCCGACCGCCAAGUGGUCUCAACCCAAUGUGCGACUACAACGUCUUCCGCGACGAUAUCCAGCCAAUGUGGGAAGUUCCGGAGAACGCGAACGGUGGACGCUGGCUCAUCGCUGUUGAUAAAUCGAAACAGGACAUGGUCGAUGCGAUCUGGCUGGAGAUUCUGAUGGCGUUGGUUGGCGAGCAGUUUGGAAAGGAUAUGGAGUCGAUUUGCGGACUGGUAUGCAAUGUGAGAGGGAAGGGAUCGAAGAUCAGUGUCUGGACCAAGGAUUGCAAUGAUGAUGAGACCAAUUUGAGAAUUGGAGUGGUCCUCAAGGAGAAGCUGAUGGCAGCAUCGAAGGAUCUCACAAAGCCACUCUUCGACGUCAUCCGCUACGAAGAUCACGACAGUUGCCAGAAGAAGACAAGCUCACUCGUCAAGGCGAAACUCUCACUUCACUCGGCCGAGAAUCCGGAGAAGCCAGUGGGAUCGUUGUGA
Molecule: messenger RNA, 648 nt
Organism: Caenorhabditis briggsae
Lineage: Eukaryota; Metazoa; Nematoda; Chromadorea; Rhabditida; Rhabditidae
Gene: Cbr-ife-1
Product: Protein CBR-IFE-1
Exons: 2
Coding region: 1-648 (215 amino acids)
Biological process (GO): translational initiation
Cellular component (GO): cytoplasm; eukaryotic translation initiation factor 4F complex
Molecular function (GO): RNA 7-methylguanosine cap binding; translation initiation factor activity
Source: RefSeq, a predicted model, not a curated record